GUUCCGCGUACUUUCAAUUUACUCGAAGAUGUGUUAAACAAGCAGUACAUUAAUUCAAUCAUACAUUUAUGGACUUCGAUUUUUUUAAAUUAAGUUUUGAAACAUAUUUUAGUCAAACGAAGGCGUGUUUUGGUGUACUUUUAAGAAUAGUGUCACCUUGAAUUCUACCGGCCAGGAAUGAAUGAACGUCAUCACCAGAAGCUAACGUUGACUGUAAAGUGGCGAGCUGUGUGCCGAUUCAUAAGUAAUUAUUGCAGUUUACUAUUAUAUAGUUCUCGUAAUUGUUUAGUGUCACAUGUGGCGUUGAGACUUUAGCUUUUAUCCAUGUGUCGAGACUGUUUCGAGCGCAACGUUAUCUAUUUACUCUUCAUAUUUUAAAAUGGGAGUCGUGCUGCGGAAUCUCCAGAAAAUAGUUCCUAUUCGCCGCGCGAGACUGCGCAGGGAUGUUAAUACCCUGAGACACAUUCUCGGUAUUCAGAAAUUCGAUUUAGGUGUUAUUUGCGUGGACAAUCGCAGAAUUCAGCAAAUUAAUCACAUUUACAGAAAGAAGAACAUGCCUACAGACGUCCUCUCAUUUCCCUUCUACGAGGAUCUGCGACCGGGGAAGCUUCCUUGCACACUCCACAGAGAUGAGCUGAACCUCGGAGACAUCUUUCUUGGCGUUGAGUUUGUGAUGAAGAGAUGUCAGGAGGAAUCAGUGGAUCUUCACGAUGCUCUAACUAUCGUCACUGCACAUGGGAUCUGUCACCUGUUGGGCUACAGACAUGAGACAGAGGAAGAAUGGACUGAGAUGUUGCAGAAGGAAAGCUACAUUUCAAGCGAGUACAGCAGACUCACAGGCCGCCAGCUGGAACCCCUGAUGAGAAGACACGAAGACGGUUGACAGUGACCACAGUCCAACAUCUUCACUAUAUUUCUGCGUUUUAUUGUUCUCUCAAAUUUUGGAUCAUUGCCUUAUUCCCACAGGAUUAUAUGUACUCUGAGGGCCUGGACUAACAGCAUUCACACUGGACACAAUCGUACAAUGUAAAAAUCAAACCAAAAAUGUGUUUUGUCAAUAUUUUAUUAAAAAUCUGCUUAAAGAA
Oryzias latipes (Japanese medaka) is the source of this 1085-nucleotide messenger RNA. It is a transcript of the gene ybey, whose product is annotated as ybeY metalloendoribonuclease. NCBI's taxonomy places the organism in Eukaryota, Metazoa, Chordata, Actinopteri, Beloniformes, Adrianichthyidae. The record is from RefSeq and is a predicted model, not a curated record. Gene Ontology annotation, biological process: rRNA processing. Gene Ontology annotation, molecular function: metalloendopeptidase activity.